AUGGUGUUCUGUAUCUACUGCGGACAAUCUUUUACCAGAGAUGAACAUCUGGAAAGGCAUAUCUUGACUCACACCAACAUCAAGCCUUUCAAAUGCUUCACCUGCCAUAUGAGCUUUGCUCGACGGGAUCUCCUGCAACGCCAUUACACGGUACAUGGGCGUAACCAGAACAACGAAGAAGGACUUUCAAUCCAAGGAAUAAUACCAAAGUCCGCUGGCCGAACGCCUAUUGCCUGCAGUAACUGCGCAAAGACGAAAACCAAGUGUGAUAAGAAGUUUCCCUGCAGUCGAUGCGCACAGAGGAACCUCAAGUGCACACUGCGGCCGACUCGAAGGGCAUCGAAGAAUGUGAACAGAGUCGGGAUCCCACCAGAAGCUGCGUCGAUUGGGAGCUCGAGUGAUAACGGAGGCAAUGUAGAGCCUCAGAACACCUCGGCUAGCAACUCACCCGCCCGUGAGGUGCAGCCCCCACAGGCGAAAGGUCGGUCAUCCCCUCAGCUGUUGCAGCAACAGCCCGCACAGCCAACCAGCGGCAUACCGCAACGGCAGUCGCAGUCACCGUCCGCACCACAGUCGAGAAAUUCGUCGGUAUCUCUGCCAGUGCAGCCGCCUGCAAUCCCAACACCACAGGAGAAGCAAAUCCAGCUGCCGCUUUCCCACACUCCUCCCUUCUUCGACCAGUCACCACCAAGCACGAUCCUGCAGCCUCCUACACUCUUUUCACCACUUCCAGCCGCUGGGAACAUGGCGAACGGUUUUAUGGGCUCGACACCCAUGUCUGGAUAUGACGAAUUUGUGCGGUUGGGAGGUCAGUCGGACCCGGAGACGAGCCCUUUCAUGAUGGACCCUUGGAGCAGUAUGGCCAUGGGUGCAGAGUUUGAUACCAUGCGGAUAGAUCCCUCUCUGAUGAUGUCUAUGAAUAUGGAUAUCAGCAUGGGUCCUCGAACAGAUGGUAUUCUUGGAAUGAUCCCCGAGAUGUCACCCACUCAGGCAUUUGGACCGGUUCAAACACCUCUUCAGACGCCACGAAUGGAAGAAACCUUCUCAGAUCUCCAGAUUGGCAGUUCGGCGUCGAUGUUCUACCCCUCAAAUCGGCACUCGUCAAUCGCAGAUGCUGGCAUUCCAGACCUUGGUGCUAUUGUCGCUGCACAAGAUGGCUGGACCGUGUUUCGCUGCACUCCGCCAAUACCGUCGAGCUCGUGUCCUCGCACCGCACGGCUGAACCUUGAGCGACUGGAGCUCAGUCUGAAGAACCACGAAGGCUGGAGCAACUGGUCACCGUCCUGGGACGAGUCGGACUUCCAGCAAGAAGGCAGAAUAUCGAUCGCAAAGCUCCAGGAAAGCACCAGAGACAAGCUCCUUGUAAUCACGCAAAGUUUCCUACACAAAGCUCUCGACAUCCACAAAGAUGCGAUGAGCUCUUCUUCUAGUAGCGGCGAGUCUCCAGGGUCCAGUGCAUCCCUUUCGAACUUUAUCAUCCUGCCACCCGCUCGAAUUCUCGAGUACUUCCUCAAGUCUUAUGCCAACUCUUUCGAGCGCUACUUUCCUACUUCGUCUCGAGGGCUGCUGGACACCAAUGAGCUGAUGCAGAAUUACAACGACAAGGCUUCGAGCUUGUUGAUUCUCAUGAUGAUCGCUCAGGGCGCCAUGGCUAUUCCUUCGAUGGAAGCGAGGUGGUUGACCGGUGGCAUCACCGAGGCCUGCCGCAUCUCACUGUUCGACUUAAUCGAGAAAAACAUAAUCAUGGCCGGUGACCCCAUCGUUCUUCGCGCGGCUCUGCUCUUUACUGUCCAGGCUGCUUGGAGUGGCGACAAAUGGCAAAUGGACAUUGCUAUGGGUCAACGAGGCAUGUAUUUUUCGAUGCUGCGACAUUCAGGCAUCCUGGAUACUCAUCCAGUGGCUAAGCCUCAGAUAAAUGGAGGUGUGUCGACAGAGGUACUGUGGCGGGAGUGGCUGCAACAGGAAGCGAGAAGUCGCCUCAUCUAUUCGUGGGUUAUGGUCGAUCAAGACCUUUCGCUCUUCCACGACUCAGCUCCUCUGUUCACUGUCACUGAAUGCGGUGCUCCCAUGCCUGAUUCAGAUAGCCUCUGGCAGGUUCCGAAUGCUUCUGAGUGGUCUCAGGUCUUCAAUCAAGUCCACGAGUUCUCCAACGGCUACUCAUCGGUCGGUUCCGGAGCCCGGCCAGUAAGCCUCAAAGAGCUCUUCCGUCAGUUCUUGGAUGAUGAGAUCGUCAUUCAGGGUGUUCAGGAGGUGCAUCUUACCCCGAUGCAUCUGCGUUUGCUGCUUCAUCCGCUGCAGACUCUUGUAAACCAGUAUUGUCAACUCCUCAGCUGCUUCUCCGACAGUGUAGCUUCGAGGUCUCGUAAUAGGGCGCUCACUGCGGCGUCGACACGGGUUCGCCUCGAAGAGGUGCAGGCCCUGCUGGGGCGCUGGUUUGAUCUCGCACAGAGGUAUCUCAAGACCAACCCAAUGUGUCCUCUGAUGCAAGCAGGGCUUGUCAUGUUUCACCUUAUUAGCAUGAAUGCCGUGACCAACUUCCCGGAGAUCGAAAGGUUGGCCCGUCGGGAGGGCGUUGAUGGUACAUACCAACAGAUGCUCUGGCUUCACAAGAAGUGCAUUUCCGACGUACAAGAAGCAAUCACGCAUGCCGGACAGGUUCUCCGGCUUGUCAGAGAGAUGCCACGAGGCAUCAGACCGCCUUGGUGGCCUGGCGCGGUUUACAGAGCCUCUCUUGUCCUAUGGACAGACGCAUUAACCCACAAUGAAGCCGUUCGUCCUCGGCAGCAAGGCACUACCUUUCCUAUCGACCGUCUGACAUCAGACCAUCAGACGGUCCUCAGGUACCUGUCUCGACAGGAGGGAAUCCCCACCUUGACAACGCUGGAAGGAACACCGGUCCCGUUGGACAACGGCUUCUCAGUACUGUCGCACUGCAUCGACGUGAUCGAUGAGGGUGUGGCGACCAGAUUCUCGGACGGUAUCCGCAGUAAACUGGAGAAGCUGGCAAAAGGCUAA
Messenger RNA from Ascochyta rabiei, 3015 nucleotides. RefSeq lists its product as uncharacterized. Gene Ontology annotation, biological process: DNA-templated transcription; regulation of DNA-templated transcription. The record is from RefSeq and is a predicted model, not a curated record. Gene Ontology annotation, molecular function: DNA binding; DNA-binding transcription factor activity, RNA polymerase II-specific; zinc ion binding. The coding region runs from base 1 to 3015 and encodes 1004 amino acids. The transcript is spliced from 4 exons. Lineage: Eukaryota; Fungi; Ascomycota; Dothideomycetes; Pleosporales; Didymellaceae.